Messenger RNA from Drosophila biarmipes, 2814 nucleotides. RefSeq names its product GPI ethanolamine phosphate transferase 1. Gene Ontology annotation, cellular component: endoplasmic reticulum membrane. Gene Ontology annotation, biological process: GPI anchor biosynthetic process. The transcript has 2 exons. The coding region runs from base 67 to 2754 and encodes 895 amino acids. Gene Ontology annotation, molecular function: mannose-ethanolamine phosphotransferase activity. The record is from RefSeq and is a predicted model, not a curated record. Lineage: Eukaryota; Metazoa; Arthropoda; Insecta; Diptera; Drosophilidae.
AUCAAUCUCAACACUUUGUUAAUUGAAUAUGUAUAUUUUUUUUCCUUAAAUUUCGUUCUUGCAACAAUGUGGAAACUCCAGGCGCUCGUAGUGCACAUCCUGCUGAUGGGCUCUAUAUUGAGCACAUAUUUCCAACCGACUUUGUUGCCCAACCUAGUGCCGCAGAAGACGAUGAGAGAGUUGGGCCUUGAACCGCCGGCAGAUCGACUGGUAGUAUUCCUCACCGAUGGCCUGAGAGCGGCCACCUUUCUAGCGAGGAAUGGCAGCGAUGUGCCGGAUCUUAGGGAGAUAUACCGGAAGCAAGGUCGCAUUGGAAUAUCCCGCACUUGUGCCCCCACGAUGACGCGACCUGGUCACAUUGCCAUUUUUGGCGGCUUCAAUGAAGACCCAGCAGCUGCCUUGGUCAACUUCCGCUUCAAUCCCAAUAACUUCGAUACGGUCUUUAAUCGCAGUAGAAACAUGAUGGGCUGGGCCCACCGAUAUGUUGUCAGUUACUUCAAGGACCUGCCACAUGGCGGUGCUCCUCUGAAAUUAGAGUCGUACUUGGAAGCAGAACUACCAGAAAGACUGACAUGUGACAAGUGGUCCUUCGAAAAGGUUGAAAAGUACUUCAGGAAUGGCGAUAAUAUUCGGGAAUGGCGCGGUAUAAAGGCGGCGGUGUUCUUUGUCUACUUGGCUGAUAUGGAUGUAGCUGCUCAUCGGUUUAAGCCCCAUUCAAAAAAGUUCUAUAAGAAGCUUCACUACACACAAAGAGGUAUUCGAAGGACUUAUGAACUUUUUGAAAGGGUAUUUAAUGAUAGCAGAACGGCCUAUCUGAUGACAUCCGAUCAUGGCAUGAAUAAUGAUGGAAAUCAUGGUGCUGGAUCCACUCUUGAAAUAGAAACCCCCUUGUUCAUGUGGGGAGCUGGUGUGAGUAGGCCAGAAGUCGAUCCUGAAGGAAACUUCCCCACUAAACCCAAUAUAUCCGAGGUGGAUCAGACCCAGUUGGCGCCCCUAAUGUCGGCUUUAAUAGGCCUUCCGCCUCCGAUGAAUAACAUGGCCUUGAUGCCAGUGGGCUAUCUCAACGUGAGCGAUGAGUACGAAGUCAUGGCUUUACAUCUCAACGUCUUGCAACUUUUGUGCCAAGCAAAAAUUUUAAUUAGGCGCCAUGAAAGCGCUAUAUUUUACAAAUGGCUUCCUAAGUUCGAAGAUCUUAACUUGGAGAAGAUCGAUCAAUAUUCACGUAAAUUUAAUUCCCUUGUAGCACAAGGAAAUAUGAAAAAGGCCAUGGAGAUUUGCCAGGAAUUUGGAAAAUCAGCUCAGAACUGCCUGACGUACUACCAUCAAUAUUACCAAAUUCCCCUAAUGGUGGCCACCACUCUAUCCUACUUGAUUUGGUUCUACUGUCUCCUCCUUCAGCUGACUCGGUUAUGCAAGAGAGAGAAGGAGCCAAGAAGGGGAUAUAUGACCUUUUCCACCCUGAUCCUAACGAUGAUCGGAAUCCUACUACUCACUUUGAUGGGACUGCAAAAUGUGCCGAAUAUUACCACCUUUUAUUUGAUUCUACCUAUUGGAAUGCUGAUCAUAGCCCAGGCUGAACGUCCUGUUAAAGGAUACUGGAUUAUUACCCCGAUCUGGAACUUGGGCUGCAUUCUCCUUCCUGCUGGGCUACUGAUACUAACGACCUUCGUUUAUCAGCACCUGUGGGCGCUAUAUGGAAUCUCUGUACUCCUCAACAAUCGUAAAGCUUUUCUUAAACCCUCUGUGAAGUUGUUCAUUUGGCUAACCUUGGUUCUACUACUAAGUGCAAAGCAGUUCGCACAAAUAUAUUUAAAGGACGAACUAAAAGCAAUUCCCCUGAAAAGUUUCCAUGUGCUUUAUAUCAGCAUGGUGAUGGCCAUCUUACUUCCCGUGAUCCUGGGACAUCGACACGAUCCCCGAGUUUGGGCUAUUAAUACGCUGACUCUGAUAGCCGGAGCCUAUGGAGUCUAUCAGUUUGAAGUGAAGGAAAAAAUAUCAAUCUAUGUUCAUGCCGCAAGUUGGUCGUUCUUGGUCUAUGCCUUUCUGUCAAUACCAUACUUUGCUAAAUCCACCUUGGAGGCCAGAAGAAGAUUGGAACUCAUCACCAUCAACAUGGUCACCAUCAUCUGUCUGCUGACCAUCUCCUGGGGUGCUUUGAACAUCCAACUUGUUAUAACCGAAUUUCUUUUAGGUCUCCAGAUCUAUGAGGAAUCUAGGCGAUGUAAGGAGGUUGAAGAUCAGCACAAGCCUCUGAAGCAAUUGAAGAGAUCCUAUCGAUAUGCUUUCAUGAUUCUUCUGUACUUCUAUGUGGCCUUUGCCAUGGCAGGCCACUGGCUAUCCUCCUUUCUGUUCAAGUCGACCACCGCUCGACUUUUUUAUCCGCACUUCUCUCUUUUCAUAGCCGGCAGUCUGCUCAUUCUGAAGAUUCUACUGCCGUCCCUGAUCGUAACUUGUGCUCUCUACGGAAUGGUUCCAUUUGUCCGGAAGAAUACGAGAAUGAUUUUGAUAUGUGUCUUCCUCAUCAGCGAUGCUAUGGGCCUGUACAUGUAUUACUUUGUGCGGAAUCGGGGGUCUUGGAGACUGAUUCGCAGGGAUCUCGAUCAGAUACUGCUGACCCAUGUGGUCACCUUUAUGCUGCUGGGUUGUGUUUGCCUGGCCAAGAUUUUCAUGGGCGAUACUAGAGUGGAAAAGCCAGAACGGAAGGCGGUUCGGGUCUCUAGGGAAACUCCAUCACCUGAAGAAACUGAGGCUUAAAUGUUUUUGGAAAGUGCAACAAAAUUGUACGCUGAAAAAAUAAAUAUAAUUAAAAUUUAA